Molecule: messenger RNA, 1767 nt
Organism: Cyphellophora europaea CBS 101466
Lineage: Eukaryota; Fungi; Ascomycota; Eurotiomycetes; Chaetothyriales; Cyphellophoraceae
Exons: 3
Coding region: 1-1767 (588 amino acids)
Biological process (GO): transmembrane transport
Molecular function (GO): transmembrane transporter activity
Source: RefSeq, a predicted model, not a curated record
AUGGCAACGAUCACGCCUGCAGACAGAACUGCCCCUCCGGAGAUAGACGUCGAGAAGAAGGACCAUGUCGACCAAGUCACCGAGAUCAAUGAUGACCUCAAGUCCGAUUCCGACAGCAGUUCCGCCCACAAGCAGGAUGGUGUUAAGAAAGUCGAAGCCGUGACCUCAGUGUGGACAAAGAAGACCCUGAUAAUCAUGUUUGUCCUGUUGUACCUAGUUUCUUUCGUCGACAUGCUCAUUGUGGGCGUUCAAACCAACCUCAAUCCUUACGUGACCUCUGCUUUCAGCCAGCACGGUCUCCUUGCUACAACAUCCAUUGUCGCCUCUAUCCUGGGUGGUUCCUCAUCUCUAGCAAUGGCCAAACUCAUCGAUAUUUGGGGCCGUACGGAGGGCUUCAUGGCUAUGCUUCUGUUAGUCACCAUCGGGCUGAUCAUGAAAGCCACUUGCCAGAACGUCGCAACCUACGCUGCCGCUCACACACUAUACUGGACUGGCCAUCUCAACUUGCUGUACGUCAUCGACGUGGUAAUUGCCGACAUGACCUCGCUCCGCAACCGAAUGCUCAUGUUGACACUGAACGGCACGCCCACGAUCGCCUCCACAUUCGCGGGUCCCGCUAUCGCCGAGCUUUUCUACACACAGUCCAACUUCAGAUGGGCAUUCGGUGCCUUCUGCAUCAUUCUCCUCGGCUUCGGGCUACCAACCUCGCUCGUCCUGCUCCUAAACCAGCGCAAAGCCGCUAAGUUCGGCAUGUUGCCUGAGAAGACACACGACCGCACGCCUGUGCAAUCCAUCAAGCACUAUGUCCUCGAAUUUGAUGUCGUUGGCAUCAUUCUUAUCACCGCCGCCUUCUCUCUGAUCCUGCUUCCCUUCAGCCUGGCUUCCUCCUCGGGCGACAAGUGGGCCAGCGCCAGCAUCAUCACCAUGAUCGUCAUGGGUGUCUUCUCGCUCGUCCUCUUCAUCGUCCACGAGCGCUUCUGGGCCCCCGUCCCAUUCAUGCCAUUCCACUACCUCAAAGAGCGCACCAUCAUCGGCUCCUGCAUCCUCUAUGGCGUGAUGUUUAUCAGUAUCUUCUGCUGGGAUGCCUAUUAUUCCUCCUACCUCCAGGUGGUCCAUAACCAAUCCAUCACCCACGCAGGAUACAUCCUCAACUCCUUCAGCUUGACCUCGAGCUUCAUCUCGCCCUUCGUCGGCCUUCUCAUCCGCCAUACCGGCGAGUUCAAAUGGACCUCCUACGCCGGCCUGCCCUUCGUUGUCCUCGGCACCGCUCUUCUGAUCCCCCUUCGCCAGCCCUCAACCCACGUCGGCCUGCUCGUCAUGUGCCAGGUCUUCAUGGGCAUUGGCACAGGCAUCUGGGCGACCUGCGGCCAGCUAGCCGUCAUGGCCUCGGUCUCACACCAACAGAUUGCCGUUGCCAUCGCCAUCUGGGGACUCUUCGGCAGCAUCGGCGCUUCCGUCGGUCUGACCAUUGCCGGCGGCCUGUGGACCAACGUCUUACCCGCCGCACUCGUCCGCGAACUGCCCGAAGGCAGCAAGGAUCUGGCUGCCAGCAUCUACUCUUCGCUCGUCAUCCAGCAGGAGUAUCCUAUUGGCACGGAGAUUCGCGACGCCAUUAUCAGGGCGUAUGCAGAUGUGCAGCGGAAGAUGGUUAUUGCCGGUGCCGGUUUCAUUCCGGUUUUGCUGAUUGCUAUCUUCAUGUGGAAGAACAUCAAUGUCAAGAAACUGGAGGAGGCCAGGGGCACGCAGACUAAAGGCACCAUUUGGUGA